CCAGGUUGUCUUUGUCGGAAUUACUGGAGGAUCAACACCAUGGAGCUUGAAUGUCAACCGUAGAAUACAUUUCAACAGCUGGAGAUUUUGAAAGUCAGCAAUGGAUUGUUGCCUUCCUUUGAUUGUCCUCUUCUGUGGAGUUAACUUCAUCUCCUGCUCUCACUUACCACCACUACGUAAGUACUACUAUGUUGACAAAUUAAUGACCUGGGCUGGAGCUCAGCGUUACUGCAGAGAGAAAUACACCGACCUGGCGACCUUCGAAAGCAUGGAUGAUGUCAGCAGGCUGCCACCUGACACUACAUACAGAUGGAUCGGACUGAGUGACGACCCUAAAUCGUGGAGGGGCACCAUGGGUAAUGACCCCAACUCCUGGAGAUGGUCAUCGACUGGUGAAACCAGUAGAACCGGUUACCAGAACUGGGCGGCGGGGAAACCAACCAAUCCCCUGCAGACCUGUGCUGUGAUGCUCACUGAUGGACGAUGGAAUGAAUAUUCCUGUGAAUCAGCUUUUUAUUUUAUUUGUUACACUGAGACGAACCAAGCAACGAAAAGCUACGUGUUAAUCCAACUUUCCAAAAGAUGGUCUGCUGCCCGCGACUACUGCAGACAACGCUACACAGAUUUAGCCAAGAUUGAGAAUGAUGAGGAACAGAAUAAAGUCAAUUCUGUAAAACUACAAUAUUAUAUUGUAGUUUGGAUUGGUUUGUACCGAGUGCCGUGGACUUGGUCCGACAAGUCACAAAGCUCCAUCAGAAUGUGGGCUAGUGGUGAGCCAAAUAAUGGAGACAUGAUAGAAAUCUGUGCCGCUCAGUAUCCAUCACAUCAAUGGAAUGACGACAACUGCUUCAAACUAUUACCUUUCAUCUGCCAUCAAGUUAUCACGUUGAAGACCACGCUCAGGAUAAAGUUUGAGACUGACGCUGAUAUCACAGAUCCAGCUCUUAACACCCAGAUCCUGCAGCAGCUGAGUGCGGCACUGACACGUCAGGGAUUCACUGACUUCAAGCUGAGAUGGAAGAUUCCGCCCAAAAAGCAGGAGAAGCUCCAAGAAUCUCCAUGUACCAUAAAUGGAUGACACAUUAAUUUUCUACUGCAAGCAUACUAAGUUAUAUUAAUGUGUUGUGUUAUCUAUGUUAUUCAGGAGUAAUAUGGGAGCUCAGCUGAUAGAAGAUUUGUCUUUUUAUUGUUUGCGCACUUGUUAAAUUGCCAUCCUGGUUACCAGGAAAUUCUGAAUUAAUAAGCAAAUAUCUUUUCAUUUGAAAAGUUCAAUUGCUGAAGACAAGAUGUCUCAGCGAAAAGGGCCUCGUGGGUGUUUUUUUCUCUGGUGAGUGAAAUAGUUCGAUAUGUGAACAAUAAGGCUUUUAUUCAUCUGUGGGUCAGAUCAUGUAAACGGCACAUUAUCGUUAAUUGUUUGUCGUUAUUGCUUAUACUUUCAAAUAUAUUUUACUGUAUUAAUCAUGUAGACUGUACACUUAGUUCCACUGUUUAUUUCUGGUAUUUUUUGGGUUCAAAAUGUAGAAGUUGGGGUGUGAAGUAAAACAAUAAAUACACUAUUUUGCUGUAA
Molecule: messenger RNA, 1567 nt
Organism: Gasterosteus aculeatus aculeatus (three-spined stickleback)
Lineage: Eukaryota; Metazoa; Chordata; Actinopteri; Perciformes; Gasterosteidae
Source: RefSeq, a predicted model, not a curated record